GAAAGUUUCGAUGCUUGACCUGAGUUAAGUGUAGCCAUAGAUUAUUAUUACUCUAUGCGGACUUUACGAACCCUAAGUGUCGUGAAAUGUUUUUUUUCUGUGAUAUUUGACGGGAGUUUGCUAUAUUUGUUUGUGUAUAAAAUAAACUGGCUUGAAGUAACUUUAUGAAACCCAUAGUUUUAUGACAACCCUGUUUUGGACAAUUCCCCGAUACCUUAUUUGCGGAGUUUCUAUAUAGACGAGCCGUGUGCCGUUGGAAGCAAAUCCACAAUCACUGAGCGAGUUUUAGUCCGCGACACCGCCGGCAUACACCGCAGACCGCCCGCAUAGGAUGAUAGAAACUGACCCUGGGCCUAAGAAACCUCACAAUUGUGAUGUAAAAACUGAACACCAAAUAAACGGACCAAGUUCCAAAACUAUUGAUCUUGGCGUCGUGCCAUCGCUGAAAACACCGGCAAAGCUCGACCCAGAAAAGUGCCCGAACUCGGAAAAAGCUGACUUCGAACGGGCAAUCGAACUCACUGGCUAUGGACGCUUUCACUACUUGUUGCUUGCCGUGUGCGGUCUCGUCAGCACUUCAGAGGAGAUGGACGUCAUCUCCAUGUCCUUUAUCCUACCUUCUGCGCAGUGCGACUUAGAACUUACCACACAGACCAAAGGAUGGCUCAACAGCAUAAUUUUUAUCGGGAUGAUGGUGGGCGCAUACGCGUGGGGCUCGGUAGCGGACUCGUUGGGACGCAAACGCGUUUUAAUCGCCAUUUCCAUCAUCAACGCACUGGCUAUAGUCGCCUCGUCAUUCAGCCAAAACUAUGAACUCUUUAUGUUUUUCCGAUUUAUGAAUGGCGCCGCUUUGGGAGGUUCAGGUCCAGUUAUCUGGUCCUACUUUGCAGAGUUUCAGCCAAAAAAGAAACGAGGUGCGAUGUUGAGUUUCAUGGCAGCUUUUUGGACUCUGGGAAAUUUGUUCGUAGCUGGCCUCGCUUGGGUCAUUAUUCCAAGUGAAAUCGGGGGCGUGACAGGUGGUUUCGUCUACAAUUCUUGGCGUAUCUUCCUACUGGUCAUGUCACUUCCUUCCUUUUUGGUAGCUGCUUUGUUGUUUCUUCUACCAGAGUCCCCAAAGUUUCUCAUAUCAACUGGACGUCACGAAGAAGCCUUAGAAGUAUUUCGUGGUAUUUACAUGAUGAAUACCGGCCGGGAUAAAGAUCAAUACCCAGUCAAACAAAUUUUGGUAGACGAACCUUUACACACCAAACCAGAGAAACAAAUUGAAGCGAAAGAGCCUAAGUCCAAAUUGAGAAGAAUGAUGAGUGAUAUCGUGGAACACAGUAAACAGCUGUUCGUUCCACCAAUACUGAAAUUUACUACGAUCUCUAUAACAAUAAACUUUACAUUCCAUAUAGGUUACUACGGUCUCAUGAUGUGGUUCCCUGAAAUGUUCAACCGUUUUGACGAGUGGUCGCGGACGCACGACAACGCUGAAGCGGAUAUCUGCCAAGUGACGGCCUACGUCACUCAGUUCGGCACGCACUCGGCGGAGGCGCGCUGUGACUCGCACAUACACUCGGAUGUCUUUAUGGAGUCACUUAUUACUGUGGCUGCUGCUAUUCCAUCAAACAUAUUCGCGGUACUUGGGAUGGACAGGCUGGGCAGAAAAUUCUUCUUAGUGUUCGCAACAUUUUCGGCGGGUCUCUGCUCGGCGGCAAUGUACUUUGUGUACAACAAGACUAAUAACCUUAUCGUGAGCGCCAUCUUCAGCUCCGUCAUCUCUUGCGGAAACGCCUCCCUUGACUGCCUCAUCACUGAAGUCUUCCCUACUAACUUACGUGCAACGGGAGUAGCUGUAUCCAUGGUAGCAGCCCGUCUCGGUGGUAUCAUCGGUAACGUGGUCAUCGCUGCGCUGCUGGACCAGUACUGCCCCGCUCCGACGUUCAUCGUCGCCGUGCUGCUCGCUGGCGGCGGCCUGAUGUGUCUCUUCUUACCCAACACUACGAGACAAGCUUUACAAUAACCAAAAUAAAUUCGCAAAAAAAUUGCAUCAUAUUAACUGUUCCCGCCAAAUACAGAUAAAAUAUGUUAUAAAAAAGUACUAUGUUAUUUUUAUAGAUUUAAAAAAAAUCAUUUCACGGAUAUUUUAUUAAGCAGUUUUUUUACUCCGAGCCUCGAUAACUGUAAAAUCACUUUUUGCCUUAUAUAAUUGAUGUAGAUAGUUUCUUAUAAAUAUUGUAAUAUAUCCUUAAUGAUGUAAUCAUAAUAAAUCUACUUUUUUUAAAUGGUCCUUUUAAAAAUAAUAAGACUAUAAAGAGGUUGUCAUAUCGUAUUAAGAAAUUGCGUAUUUUAUUGAAAGUAUUGUAGGCUAAGUUACCGUCAAUUUAAUUUAUAACCAUUAUUAGCAAUUGUAUUAACAUGUUACGAAUUUAUAAAUAAAAAGAAAGUUAGAAUA
Molecule: messenger RNA, 2437 nt
Organism: Vanessa tameamea
Lineage: Eukaryota; Metazoa; Arthropoda; Insecta; Lepidoptera; Nymphalidae
Product: synaptic vesicle glycoprotein 2B-like
Exons: 11
Coding region: 332-2005 (557 amino acids)
Biological process (GO): transmembrane transport
Cellular component (GO): membrane
Molecular function (GO): transmembrane transporter activity
Source: RefSeq, a predicted model, not a curated record